ACAAAUGGCCUCUGUCCCGCUGGUUUUGCAGAGAGGGUUUUAGCGGAGAAGCUGCUGCAUUGCUCUUGGCCCCUGGUCACUCUCUUCACCUUCACCUAGAGACUGUGUGUGUGUGUGUGUGAGAGAGAGAGAGAGAGAGAGAGAGAGAGAGUGAGUGAGUGAGUGAGUGAGUGAGUGUGUGAGAGAGAGAGAGACACAGAGUGAAAGGAGGCAGCGCAGAAAGCUCUCGGAGCACGCAGAGUGCUGCAGCAUUUCAGUCCCUCUCUGUGUCUAUUGCAAGACCUUCCCACUUCUGGCCUGCAGCAGAUGGCAGAGCAGGGGACUAGAUUAGCAGCAAUCCUGGACAGGAGGCACCACGCUCUCUUUGUGAUGAAGGGCAGCUGGGAGGACCUCCAUCCACGUGAAUGAGCGCGGAGCCCGGGAGCGGUGCUGGAAGUGAGGCGGGGCCCGGCGCUGGCCGAGAAUGGAGCCGAACACCUUCUCCCGGAUCCGGCUGUGGUGCCCCCGGCCGCUGGGCAGCUACUCCCAGAACAAGCCGUGCUGCCUCAGUGUCAAGAAGUCCCCCCCCGCGGGCGAUGCCAGGCACAAGGAGGGCGAGGCCUCGUGCUCCGAGAACACACCCCCACAGGCCCCCUUAGGCCCCGCCGGGGGCGGCGGUGCUGGGGACGGGCAGGGGGAGGAGGGGAGGGUCCUCCUGGACACAUGGUAUGUCAUCAAGCCAGGCAACACCAAGGAGAAGAUUGCGUUCUUCGUGGCUCACCAGUGCGGAGGGGGGAGCACCGGCCGCACCACAAAUGCUGUCAAGGUCAAGGGAAACUGGAGCACGGACGGCACGAAGCCCAAGAGGAGGCGCAAGUCCCGUGAGCCAGGCCAGGAGGGGUGUCCGGCCAGGCCGAGGGAACGGGCCGGGAUCCCCGACCGGCUGUGCCCUUGUUCCGGGCCAGCAGAGACCGAGCCCGCAGCCGACCCCACCUUCUCGGUGGCGGAGAUGGUAGCGCAGGUGGAGAGGAGGGCGGCUGCCAGCGACGGGGGCUCCGCCCCGCGGGGGCCUGUGCACCCACCCCCGGGGCCGAGCGAGGCCCAGGCCGAUGCCCAGGAGCUGGGCCCCAUCGGGGGGAGUGCCGACACCCGCAGGGUGGCUCAGGCCAUCGCCCGGAUCGAGAAGGCCCAGCGUGGGGGUCCAGGGGCCCAGGACGGCAGGCGCGACGGGGAGGGGGAGGGGGGCGCAGCCGGAGGUGGGGAGAGGGCGCCGUGCCCGGCUGGGGAGGUGCGCAUCGCCUUCCGGGUGGCAAGCGGAGACCCCCGCUCCCAGGGGGAGGCCCAGCCCCCGGGUCCGGGACCUGGCUGCAUCUUCAUGAGCUGUAACCACACGGUGUGCGGCGGCGUUUCGAUGGAGAAGAUCACGUGCGACCUCUACCACAUCGUCAGCCCCUCCUCCUCCUCCGUAGCCCCCCCCGACACCAGCACCAUCAACAACCACAAACACCAUCACCACAGCAGCUUGGCUCGCUCUCGCUCGGACGUGGAGAUGGCGACGGCCCCCGUUGCUGAAGAGCCGCGGAAGGACGGCGCCCCCGAAGCUGCUGGCGGGGCCUCGCCCGCCCCAGCCCCGGAAAAGGGGGCGCCGCGGGACUGCCUGAACGGUUUCCACGUUGAGGUGGUGGUGACUGGCGGUGUGGACCACUCGGUCUUCUUCGGCCGGGAGGGCCAGGCCGGGGACAAGGAGGACACGGUGUGCGUGACGGUCAGCGGGCCCGGCCAGGACGCCAAAUGCCCGGCUUGCGAGGACCCCCCUCCUGGCCAGCUCUUCUUCCUCAGGUCCCUGCCCCAGGCGACCGGCGACAGCGUCGAAGCGUCGGCCGACCAGGCCCCGGGGCCUUCCCCGGACUCCAAGGAGAAGGCCGUGCUCCUGAGCCCCGAGUCCGACCCCCAGGACGCCCCGCUCUACUGCCUGUACCGCCACGUCUCCCACGACUUCCUGGAGAUCCGGUUCAAAAUCCAGCGGCUCCUGGAGCCCCGGCAGUACCUCCUGCUCCUGCCGGACCACGUGACGGUGAAGAUCCUCAGCUACCUCCCCACCCGGGCCUUGGCGGCCCUCAAGUGCGUCUGCCACCACUUCAAGGCCGUGAUUGAGGCCUACGGGGUGCGGGCCACGGACUCGCGGUGGAACCGGGACCCCCUGUACCGCGACGACCCCUGCAAGCAGUGCAAGAAGCGGUACGAGAGGGGCGACGUCUCCCUGUGCCGUUGGCACCCGAAACCUUAUCACCACGACCUGCCUUACGGACGCUCCUAUUGGAUGUGCUGCCGGCGGAAAGACCGGGACACCCCUGGGUGCUGUAUUGGCCUCCAUGACAACAAUUGGGUGCAGCCUAGCGACGCACUAAAGAAGGAGGAGGGGAGGUAAAACAAAAAAAAACACCCUUUGUUUGGAAGAGGAACGUUCUGUUUUACAAAAAAAACUCUCGCCCUCCCCUCCCAACUGAACAUUCCAGUUUCUCGUGCGCUAGAGAUAUUUAGUUUCUGUUUCGUUUUGAAGGGGUUUGGGCUGUCGCCAUGCGUAUGGUGUGAGAUUAAUUGUCGAGAGCAUGAUCAAGAUUGUGUUCUUCCUUCCCUCUCAAUUUUUUUUUGCU
Stegostoma tigrinum is the source of this 2633-nucleotide messenger RNA. It is a transcript of the gene fbxo46, whose product is annotated as F-box protein 46. The record is from RefSeq and is a predicted model, not a curated record. NCBI's taxonomy places the organism in Eukaryota, Metazoa, Chordata, Chondrichthyes, Orectolobiformes, Stegostomatidae. Gene Ontology annotation, molecular function: protein binding. The transcript is spliced from 2 exons. Bases 464 to 2407 code for a protein of 647 amino acids.